CCCCAGCGCCAGUUACCCUCUGACUCUGGUUGGGAGUGGACGUGCGCGACGACCGCCGACACGGCAGCCUCCUCCCCGGCCCCCAUCUGGCCCGCUUCCGUAGUGCGCUCUUCUCUCGCCGGACUGUGAGAUCUCCAGCACCACAGGCGACAAAUGCUACCCACAUAACGUGUUUUGUUUCUUCCGCUGGACUGGAGGUAGUUCCGCACCACCAGACAAGAAGACAGCUAUUACAAACAUUUACAAGUUUCAUGGAUGAUUUAAGGAAAUCUUUAAAGGAGCGGCAUUGCCAACGAGGCGAAUGAGCCAUCACGAACCUGAUCGACUGGUUUCAGCUCGUCGCAAGUGCAGAGUGACCGGAUAAACUCAACCUCGUUCACUGUGUAGCCACAUGCUGUAAACUUUGCACUAUGGCUUAACAAUGUAUUGAUCGUGCGACAAGUGCUUUUUGCAGUGUUUUCAGUGUCAUUCCAGCGUGAAGCAGGGAGGUGUUCACUGAACUUCCAGCACACACACCUCGCUGCGGAGGAAACUUUCACUUCCAAUCGUCGAGAAUUCCUUCAUGUCCUCAGCCAAGAUAAAUGUCUCCGCUGCAUCGGAGAAAAGAUGAGGACCGUGGCGAGCUGACAAGAGUAAUGGACGUCCCAACAAUGCUGGCCGUAAUUCUGUACUUUUUCAUACCCUCAGCAACAUCGGGAGCGAUUCUAAACGACGAGGCUGGCGGCCAUCACCCCCACCAGCACAACUCGCUCCCCCCCUUCGUGGACGUGCUGCCCCCGGGACCCUUCUAUGACGUGGAGAGAUCAGCCAACGUCACAGCACUUGUGGAGCAACCAGCGGAGCUCAACUGCCGCGUGAACAAGAUCGGCAACAGAACGGUAUCCUGGCUGCGGCACCGGGACACACACCUGCUGACGGUGGGACCCUACACAUACACGUCCGACCAGAGAUUCCGCGCCGUGCACACCCCGGGCUCCGAGGACUGGACGCUGACGGUGAAGUUCGCUCAAGUGCGGGACUCUGGCAUGUAUGAGUGCCAAGUGUCCACCACCCCGCCCAUGAGGCACUACAUUUGGCUCACUGUUGUAGAGCCCAAAACGACCAUAUUUGGGGGCCCGGACGUAUUCAUCAACCGGGGCAGCAACAUCAACCUGACCUGCGUGGUGGACUACACGCCCAAACCGCCAUCUUACGUCAUUUGGAAACACAACAAUAAGGUGAUCACGUACGACAGCGAGCGAGGUGGCGUGAGCGUGGUGACGGAGAAGGGUCCACGCACCACCACGAACUUAUUGGUGCGCGGCGCUUUCCCGAAGGACUCCGGCUCCUACUCCUGUAAUCCCAGCAGUGCACCCGUCGCCGAAGUGGUCGUCCAUAUUCUUAAUGGUGAACACCCCGAGGCGAUGCAGCAUGGCGGGCACUCCCCCUCUGAAGUGUCUGCGCUGCUGCUGGGGGCUGCCGUCACCCUGGCUGCCGCACUCAAUUAGGUCCGGGAGUGGGCAGCGUCACCCUCACCACACGACGCGAGGCAUACUCCCGCUCCUGACCACCGCGGCAAAACAAGGACCACUGAUCGCUUCGGACAGAACAGCGAACUCUGGUGUGGUGCUUCGGGGCUUCGGGUUCAGCCUGCCUCGAACUCCCUCGUCACUGAACAUUUACAAUCGUACACUCGAGUCUCCCGCGCGUGUACCGGUGCAUGGGGAUGAAACGUUCUAUUUGCUCAGUCGACUUAAAGUUUGGCCUCCACGUGACAAGUGCAAGUGAUGUAAAGAACCGAUUUAAAAAAUAAACUUGGAACGAGCGGACUGAUGGAAAUUGAGGUGCAAAUAAAGUCACAGAUUGAAAACAUAGGAAAAUAUACUUGAGAGGGACUUGUUGAAAAAAACUUUGGCUCUAACGCUCUUAUACUCCCCCUCCCACCCGUUCCCCCCGAAGCCAUGAUCCGAUCCCCCUCCUCCCAUCCCUGGCUACCCUCCCUGACACCGCCUCCACUACCAUCACUACCACCACCACCGCCGCCGCCGCCGCCACCGCUGGCCUGGACUGGCAAGAAUAACAGGAAAUAAGAUUGCCACAAGACUGAUCAUACUCAUACGAAAGGAAGAUUUUAAACAGCGUUGUCUUCCCAAGACACAAAAAAAGGCACACACAAACACACAUACACAAAAAAAAGGCCCCCUGUUCUCCAAUCUCAUGGUAAGAAAGGCUACGUUCAUAAUUCACACACACACACACACACACACACACACACACACACACACACACACACACACACACACACACACACACACGUUUCUCACACUAUACACAAGAGCCUUCCCAAAAUUACUGGAAGAUAAAAUGAAACAACGAAAAUCUCAAGACACAACUUCCAUGAAACAACAGCGAACACCGUAACAAAAAUAGAAUGAGAGAGAGAGAGAGAGAGAGAGAGAGAGAGAGAGAGAGAGAGAGAGAGAGCAAGAACAACACAGGCCUUACCCCUCCGCCCCCUCAACAAAGUGUCCUCGCACCCAAGCGCGGCCGACGACGGGCCACGGUUUUUCACAACUUGAGUUUCUGCAAAAUUAUGAGGACCGACACAGUUCCAGGAAAUAAUGGAAGAGAAGUGUGGAGGUGAGAGGAAGGGAGGGAGGAAGAGGAGGAGGAAGAGGAAGAAGAGUUACGUGAGGGAACGUAUGGCGGGGGAGGAAAGAAGUGAGAGAGCCUCCCAAAACGACUAUAUUGUAAAGAAGAGUGGAAAGGAGGAGGUGGAGGAAGAGAAGGAGGAGAAGAAGGAGGUGGAGGAGGAAAGAAGAAACUUGUCGUAAUGGAAAGAGACGGAAAAGAAAACGUGAAGUAAAAGUGUUAGAGAAGAAAAAGAUAUGAAAGACGAUACAACUUGAGGGGAAGAUGUGAGAUUUGAAGUAAAUAUUAAUAACGAAGAUAAGAAAAUAAAGAUAUCACGUGCCAGAGGGAGAGGCGGAGGCAGUGGACGAUAAGACAAUAAAAAAAAGUGGUAGUUUGUUUCGUACUGGAGUGAGAGUGAAGGAGAGAGAAAAUAUAUAAAAGCAAAGAAAAAAAAAGGGGGCUCAAGGGAGAAAGAGAAAAAGAGAAAAUGGAUGAAAACUAAAUUAAUGCCAUGUGGAGAGAGGAGAACUAUCGAGAACAGUGACAUUUGAGGCAACGUGUGCAGACAAAAAAAGAAAAAGAAAUAGCCAAAUUCAAAUGCCAAUGCACUUCCUAAAUAAUGAAAGCAGACAUCGAUUAGUGACGCACAGAACACGUCAGUCACCCGCGGAACCAAUAGCGAGGUAGGGUGACACAUGGUGCAAGUGAGUCAGGGAAGAAUCGAACACAAGUACCUAUGAGUUAGCAUAAAAUUACAAAAAUAAUAAGAGGGUCCAGGUAACACUGAGUAAAGAAUAAUAUUAACAUUUUCUUUUAUCAAGUUAGGAGUAAGGAUGGACUGAUGUUGGAGAGGUCAAAGGUGAGAAGGGCAAGGAUACUCAUGACUAUGACCUUCUCACCACCUGUGUCUGUUGCCGGCGCAGGACUUCAGGCGGCGCUGGUGUGAGCCGCUGCCGAGAUGUACAAUAAACUGUGAAUACUAUUUAAUGCUCCAAACUUAUUUAGCGUAGAGGUAAGGAUCCCCGCCCAGCCGGCAGGACUGUGAGGCGGCAGAGCUGAGUGACGUGCGUUGCGUUGGAGUAGCGAGGCGAGACAGCUUCCCUCUGGCCCUGACGUUUUCCUUUAUUUAUCCUCCUUUUUCAUGGUGACGGGAAGUUUACGUGGAUUAAAGGGACGGGACGCCGAUGUUAUAAAAACGAGAGUGAUAAGAGAUAUUUUUCACCACUUUUUCGAGAUACAACUAACUUUUCUUUUUGUGGCACGUACACGACUACUGCUACAACUACUGCAGGUGUUCUGCGUGAGUGUGAGGGAGUCCCUGAGGAGUGGUCGUCCCUCUUUGUUACUGUUAUCAUUACGAGUUACCUUACCUUUGAUUUCAUUCCUUUCAUCCCAGCCGAUUCAUGUGUACAUAUUCGCCUUUCUGGUAAAAAAAAAAAAAAAGUCGAUCGCAUCGGAAGGGACAUAUACGUAUAUACAUAUAUAUUUUCUUUUUCGACGAUAUAGAUGACGGUAGCUAUUAUACGUACAAGAACAUGGAGAUCUAAUUUGUACAUUGACCUAAAAAUACAGAAUUGGACACAAACUACCUGCCUGUCUGUCUGUUUGUCUGUCUGUCUGUCUGUGUCUGUCUACAUGUUAUGCCACAUUUUUUCAUUCACGGAACUCAACCAGCGCAUUUGUCUCUCAAGGAUAUAAUGCCACGAUAAGCCUUAGUUACCUCUCCCUUCCACGAGGUCCUGGACGCGGCGCCGACACGAGGCAGCUGCACACACCACCCACCUGACUCCUACUCCACCUCCUAGGUAUAAUUCAUAAGAGGAAGUGGAUUAUUUUUGUGUUUUGUUGAUUCAUAUUCUGUAAUUGAUCCCACAGCUUCACACAUCUACCUACUUACUCACCUACCUACCUACCCACACACACACACACACACACACACACAGACACACACACUCAAACUUUCCACAUCCACCUAUCGUUUUUGUUCCCCACUACUCUCCAUUCCCCAAUUUUAAAGCCUCUCCUUAUCUUUUUUUUUUUUUCUCCAUGUCCACAACACCACACCAUGUUGCCACUAUGUACGCCACAGUUACCAUCACUAUCAACACCACACCACCUGUCCAUCUUCUCACCACCAUUUCAUCUCUUCACCACCUUGUUACUCGGCUUCUGCAUCACCUUCAUCAUAUUCACCAUCACAUAUACACCACCUAGUCACCACCACCACCACCACCAUCAAUGCAAUCCCACACCACUGCAAUAUCUCAUAUUUAAGAAUCUUCACGUCAUAAUAAUGCUAAUCACCGUGACACUAAGACAUUCAAAUAAAUGCUUAAGUUGCCAACUGUUACCACCACCAUCACCACCACCACCACUAAACUACCGCAUAACCACACUGCAAAUUAUGUUCCUGCGCUCCAGAUUUUGUGCUUAAUCUAGUUACAAAUAAUUGAGUCAGAAAUUAAGACGCAAUUUUGUUCCAAGUCAGAUAAUCGCCGGAUGGAUUUACGGCUGAGAAUCCUGAUUGUGUGCGAGGAAGGAAAGAAGGAAGUGAUGAAAAAAUGGAGAAAUGGAAAUGGGAGGGAUGAUAUACGUGGGAAGUGGUUGGAAUGAGACGCAGAGGGAAGGCAUAGUGAUACCAAACAUUUACUAUUUUUUCAGGAUUACGUGACAAAUAAGCGUAAAGAGAGGGAAGGGUAUGAUAAACAGGAAAAUAUUAAUAACUGUCACUCUAAUCAUAAACCUUCAAAUACAAAAAAAUAUAUAUAUACAUAUAUAAUGAAUUAUACCAACUCCCGGGGAAAAUAUCUUCAAUUAAUAGGACUUCAAAGGACACAUACAUGAAUUAAUCAGACAGGUGCGAAAUGGCCGCGAGAGGAGGAAGACGAGCGUGACCAAACUAAAGGCCGAGGCAUGUUACAAUAGCCCCUGUUGUUAUGUUAUUGUGUUCUCACGUUUUCCUGAGGUUCGAGCAUCUUAGGGCUCGGACGCACGCACACGCAGCUGUCUUAGGGAACACCUGCGUGGCCUGCCAACAGUACCCUUUCCGUUCCCAGCUCGGUCACCUGUGUAACAUAUUAUCCAUCUUAACGCGUCUCCUUGUGAUUGCAGACCCCGCGCGCCCCCGCUGGAGGGCGCCGCGCCUGUACAUUACCUCACGGAUUGUUCUUUGUAAUGACCAAACAUCCAGCAGUGUGCGGCGGCAGUGACGGACACGAGAAGGGACACAGACCCAACACUCCAAGUCUCUUUUUACAUAUCGACUGUGUAGCGUGACGCCGCCUCACCCUCACGCCCGGUGGCUCAUUCUGUGUGUGGACGUUUUGUAAAAUAAAGUUUGUAAAUACACGUUUACUCUCAAA
This is a messenger RNA of Portunus trituberculatus (swimming crab), 5975 nucleotides long. Its product is annotated as protein amalgam-like. Gene Ontology annotation, cellular component: neuron projection membrane. The transcript has 7 exons. NCBI's taxonomy places the organism in Eukaryota, Metazoa, Arthropoda, Malacostraca, Decapoda, Portunidae. Gene Ontology annotation, biological process: synapse organization. The record is from RefSeq and is a predicted model, not a curated record. Bases 582 to 1487 code for a protein of 301 amino acids.